Messenger RNA from Zymoseptoria tritici IPO323, 3183 nucleotides. RefSeq lists its product as uncharacterized. The record is from RefSeq and is a predicted model, not a curated record. NCBI's taxonomy places the organism in Eukaryota, Fungi, Ascomycota, Dothideomycetes, Mycosphaerellales, Mycosphaerellaceae. The coding region runs from base 1 to 3183 and encodes 1060 amino acids. The transcript has a single exon.
AUGGCGCCGAACGCCGCCCAGCAGUUGCGAGACAAGCUCGAUGGGACUCAUUCCCUCUUGGAUGAGAUCGAGGCCGCAUGCAACAACUACGAUGCGAUCGAAGCCCUCCAUGAUCGAAUCGACGCCACACGCCAUGAACUUCAGUCCACACGCAAUGACCUUGAGGACGCACACGAUGACCUUGAGGCCAAACGCAAGGACUACGACGAGUUGCGCGAGGCCAACAACACACUCCAAAAGAACUUUGAUCGCGGCAUGUCCCUGCAGCGCGAUUUGAGUAAGCUCUACAGCGGCGCGCGAGACGAGCUGGCUAGAACGAAGGACCUCUUGAACGAAGCCUUGUCUGCCAACAAAGAACUGACCGAGAAGAUCGGCAGCAGUGCCGUGAAAGACCAGGCAGAGCAGAUCGUCCAGCUCAGGCGCGAACUGCAACUCGAGCAAGACGAGAGCGCUCACUUCAAAACCCAACUGCAACAAGUGCAAGACGAGAGCGCUCGGAUGAAGACCAUGCUCAAAGUGAGUGAGCUCCUGGAGGACGUCCGUAUCGUUGGGACCAUUCGAGCCAGAUCUUCCACUACACCACCACCGCCACCAUCAUACCCCUCACCACCUCCACCUCCCCCUCCGAUCUCCGAUGAGUAUUCCGACGAACUCCUGACUCAACAGCGCGAAUCGGAAGCCGACAUCAAACACAUCCUGGAUGAAGACGAGAAUGAUAUACUGGGCUUGAACGAUACUCCGAAGCUCACGGCGAACGUCAAGAAACAUGAAUCGCCGGGCAGCCACACUUCUUCGUCGACCGAGAUCGGCAUCGGUGCCGCCAAUCUUCAUCAGAACAAGCUCCGCACAGUCGUGGGCGAGGAAUCGUCGACCACGCAAUCCGAUACUCGCAUCGGGCACGUCAUCUUCAAUCCCGAUGGCAGCGAGACGUUCAUUCCUAUGCCACAAAGCCUCGGACACAACCGCGAGGAUUCGUCUCAGAUGAACCAGGAAAAUGCAUACACGCAGGUCGACUUCAACCGCGUGGCUGGAGUUGCGAUAUUCGCGGAAGACGUGGCGGAUGAGGACAAGUUCGAGUACUGGCGCUCAUUCGCGAACAACAACCCACGCCACAGUGCGACCUCAUGGCGAUGGUAUUAUGAGCGAUACGUCCGUCCUUCAUUCGUGGCACAGCAGGCCGCGAGGCUCUCGAAAAACAGUGCGCCCUCUGCAGAGGUGGCAGGUGAGGAUACCCCGAGCCUGGCGGAAAUACACUCGAGUGUGACAGUUGGUUGCGAUAAGAUCAGCCUCUCCGAAGCUGCGCUCAGUCCCGUCAGUGAUCAUUUUUCUGAUCCCGCAUGCCUUAGGCGGGCUUCGCGCAUGGUCUGCGUGAGCAAUGUCCCACCCACGAUGACACUCCACGAGGUCCUCGAGCAGCUCUGGGUCCCGGACCAGAACGCGGUUCUGUUUUCAGCCAACUACAUUGAGACCUCCAAGAUGCGAUUCAAGUCGCCAUGCGAGCGAAACACUGUGCUCUUGGUGUUUACCACGAGCAAGGCCGCCUUGCUCUGUGCCUACGGUAUGCGUCCGGAACACUGGUGCAGCAAGUCGGAAGAUUUCAUCCGAACACAGCUCACUCGUGUGCGAGGUGCCGACACUGCAAUCAGUCGGGAAAUCCAGUACGAUAUUAAUCACCAUGGUGCUACGCGGGUGGUUGGGGUCUGCUUCGAGACCGAUGGACGUGAGGAGUUCGGAUCCGAAGUGAUGCAGGCAAUGGAGCUCGAAUUGUCGAUGACACCCAUCGACGGCCGAAGGCACAAGCUCCCCUUGAAGAAGUCCAUUGCCGUCAGCGGGGAUAAAUAUAUCACGGUGACGUUCGAGUUCGCGUCGCUUGCGGAAUCCAAAGUGGCGUGGCUGAAAUUCAACAAACUCCACGGACGUCCUCAGACGGACGCCAAGGGCGAUUUGAAGUGUUUCUACCUCCCCGAUCCGAUCGGAAAGACGCUCGAGCCCGACAGCGGUACGAUCGAAGAUACCUUGGGUUUGCCGGCGCAGGACACGGAGGGUGAUCUCUCGGCCGAAGCGCAUGGCGUGGGCUUUGGCGCAGAGGAUCAGUCAGGCAGUGUGGCAGUGAAAAUGCCGAUGACCAAGGCCAAGGGCGCGUUCGUGCAGCACAUGCCGGUCACGCCAGCGCACGAGGCCGAGGACGCUGGAACCAACGGAGGCAACGAACACGACCAAGAAUUGCUCCAGCGUCGCAUGAAGGAGGCUGUGGCCCUCGCGAUGUCGCGUAGGCCCAUCAUGUAUGCUCACGAGGCCGACAAGGGCGAUGCCGACGAAUCUCUGAAGCAGGGGCAGAUCUCGGACAAGCGCAAGAUGAAGCUGGCCAACAUCGCCAAGAAGGAGGCCAUGAUUGCCGAGAACCCUAUCCUCAACGAGCUCGACAAGACCGUCGAGAGCGAGUCGGAUGAUGAAGACGUCCAGACCUGGGUGACGAUGGGAAAGUUGACCGGGUUAAUUGGCGGAAAGGGCGCCCCUUCCAAGACUCCCGGCCCAGGCAAGAAAGGCAAGAAGCGUCGUAACAAAAUGAAUGUGGUCAUCGAAACCACCGCCAGCAAGGAGAGAGCCCGGAACGAAGAUGAGAAGCAAGCGCCGGUUGAUACCAACGCAUCUCCAGGCAGCGGUCCCGUGCCUCAUGUGCCCGGAGGAGAUGAGACCGAGGAGGCAAUCAACGAGCGGAAAGCGCUGGAGAAGUUCAUGGCCCAGAUGUGUUUACGCUUGGGCAGUACUCUUGAAUCUGUUAACGCAGAUGUGCAGAAUAUCGGCCACAUGAGCGAGGCCACGCAGGUAGAAGAGGAGAACCACGGCAAGAAUGCUUCGCCCGAUCAAGGCGCUGACAACUCCGCGGAGCAUUUGGACGGCUCCAAGAAAGACGGCAAGAAAACGAUGGCGGCCGACCACGUCCCUGAGGAUGACAAGCUUGCUUCGGAAUUGGAUGCAAGCGAAAGCCAGCCAAAGGUGCCGAGCGAGAAGGAAGUGGCGAACACUUUGUUCAAAUUGUGCGAGCAUAUCGACCCGACUGAUAUCCUCGGCACGGCCCAGAAGAUCGUCAUAGUUGGCCAGAAAUCACAGGCGUUCGAACAGGCGAUGCAGAAGGCGACGAAGAAGAAGAAGCAGGCGUUCGCUGUCAAAACAAAGGCUUGA